This is a messenger RNA of Trypanosoma cruzi, 2856 nucleotides long. RefSeq names its product helicase, putative. Gene Ontology annotation, biological process: negative regulation of DNA recombination; regulation of double-strand break repair via homologous recombination; negative regulation of t-circle formation. Gene Ontology annotation, cellular component: nucleus. Gene Ontology annotation, molecular function: hydrolase activity, acting on acid anhydrides, in phosphorus-containing anhydrides; DNA binding; ATP binding. The transcript has a single exon. NCBI's taxonomy places the organism in Eukaryota, Euglenozoa, Kinetoplastea, Trypanosomatida, Trypanosomatidae. The record is from RefSeq and is a predicted model, not a curated record. Bases 1 to 2856 code for a protein of 951 amino acids.
AUGUCUUCCAUCCCCAUCGGUGAUGUCGGGGUGUCAUUUCCCUUUAACCCAUAUCCGGCACAAGUUGAAUACAUGCGUGCUGUUAUUGACGCGUUGAAGGGCCGUUGCAAUGCCUUACUGGAGUCUCCUACAGGGACUGGUAAGACACUCUGCCUCCUCUGUUCUGCCCUCGCCUGGUUAGAGAAGAGAAAUGGGAUGACGCAACAGAGGUAUCAAAUUGAAGGGGCUGGGAGGACCCGGGUAAUAUACUGCAGCCGUACACAUGCUCAAUUGAGCCAAGUGAUCCGGGAACUCAAACGAACACGUUACGGUGAUAUUUUUUCAAUGUCUCUGUUGGGUUCCAGAGAGCACAUGUGCGUCAAUUCCCAGGUUCUUCGUCUUCCGACAGCUCAGGCCCAGCAAAGUAUGUGUAACACACUUCGGGAAGAAAAAAACUGCCGCUUCUACCGGGGAUUUCAGGCCCGAAACGACCACAACACAGCUGUGAAGGAUGGAAAGUGGGUGCAUGACAUGGAGGAUUUGGUGUCAGACGGUCGAAAGUGUGGAUACUGUCCAUAUUAUUCGGAAAGAGAAGAGGCAAAGGAGGCGGACAUCGUUUUUCUUCCGUAUAACUACGUGUUUGACUUGUCCAUUCGCAAACAGCUUCCGUUUAAUCUAAAAGGAUCCAUUUUAAUAGUGGACGAGGCACACAAUCUGCCCUCUGUUUUGGGGGCAUCUUCCUGUAUGAAUCUUCAGCCUCUUGAACUUACGAAUGCCAUUCAUGACUGUUCCAGAGCCAUUGAAAUGAAGAGAAUCUUGAUGGAUACUGCCGCUGCGGACGACAAUUCCCAAGAUGGUUUGAUGGACGAACAAGAAUUUGCCUCUCUUAAAAUUAUCUUGUGCCGAUUGGAGUCUUGCAUUGCUGAAGAAAAUCAAGAUGAUGAAGAGAAGAAAAAGAUAUCGAGCAAUGAGGUGAAUGGAUCUUUGCCCGGUGUUGAAAUUGUGCGAGAAGGUUCCUACAUGAUUCCCUUUUUGUCGAAGGCACUAAUCACGAGGGAUUUGUUUUUUGGCGGUAAUAAUCAAAACGGCGGCGGUAUAAAUGACGUCAUUACAAAGGCAAUUGCCGUGUUGUCUCAAAGUGAGAGUGCGGCAUUGGGUCUUUCAAAAGUUCAGCAAUUCCUGAACUUUGUGUAUGAAAGAUGUGAGUCCGAUGACGAUGAGGCCUAUCGCUUUAUUUUGCGGGGGGCCAAAGGUGCCAACCGGGGCUCCAAUCAGCGAUCACUUGGGUACUGGUGCCUGGAUACAUCGUGCGCAGUAAAAACACUUGUGGCGGGUCUUAAUUCGUUGCUCCUGACCAGCGGGACGCUCUCGCCCCUUGAACACUUUGCCGCUGAACUUGGGAUAGAGUUUGGUGUUUCUCUGAAGGGAGCUCAUGUCAUUCAACAGAAUCAGGUGCUUGGAUGCGUGCUAUGCAAGGGGCCUAGUGGGGAAAAACUGAAUGGGGCUUAUGCAUACCGUAAUAGUGUUGACUAUCGAGUGGGCUUGGGUAUGUCACUAGUAAACAUAUCACGUAACACACCCGGCGGUGUUCUUGUGUUUUUCCCAAGCUAUGUGGCCUUGAAUGCGGCGAUUGAUUUGUGGCGUGCUGGUAGCGGUCGUCCUGGUGAAUCUCUGACGGUAUGGGGAAUGCUAGAGGAUCUGAAGCCGGUCUUUGUGGAACCCGUGGAAGCUUCGGAUUUACGGACGAUUGUGUCACGUUUUCAGCGCGAGGUGGACUCCGCACCAUCUCGUGGCGCUAUUUUGUUAGCUGUUUGUCGUGGAAAGAUUAGCGAGGGUAUUGAUUUUGCGGACAAUCAUGGUCGCUGUGUUGUGGUGGCUGGCAUCCCAUUUGCGAACCACACGGAUCUUUUUGUGCGACUGAAGCGAGAAUACCUGACGCGGGUGGCAUCACAUCGUCCAAAGGUGCGUGGAAAACUUUUUACUGGCGAUGACUGGUACAUGAAUGAGGCGAUGCGCGCCGUUAAUCAGUGUGUCGGUCGUGUCAUUCGCCACAAGGAUGAUUACGGCGUGGUUUUACUUGCGGAUGAGCGUUUCGCGGAACGACUGGAUGGACUUUCUGAAUGGGUGGCGAAUCGGUGCAGCAUUUAUCGUGAGUUCCGUGAGGCCUACGCAUCUGUGGCACAAUUUUUUGCGUCGUUUCGGCGUCGAUCGGGAGACGUUGCGCCUCCCUUUUUCUCUUCCUUCGGUUGCGUUGACAGUGCGUGUGGUGUGGAGGCGGAUGCUCGACUGGGUUUCCCGACGGAGGAACGCGUUCCCGCGUCUGCAGAAAUGGCGAAACGCUUUGCAUCCGAGAAACUGCGUCAGGCCAGAGCUGAAAAGGAGGAACAGAUGCGAAGUCGCAUUGCAGACGCGAGGGAACUGCCUGCAGCGCCUUACCGUGUGAAGGUCGCGAGUGGAGGGGCGAUCAGUGACGGAGGUGUGGGCGGACAAGAGAUUUCAGCAACUGCGCCAACGGCCGCGCGGCAACUGUUUCGAAAACAAGUACUGCCUGUUUUGCCGCCUGCUGACACGGUGCUGGUGGGGAGUACUUCCAAGGAGUUUUGUCAGUUUUUGAGGCGUCAGCUGCAGUCUGCGAGUUAUGACAAAUUCCGGGAUUAUUUGCGGCAAAUUGCCUCCACUCGCAACGAUUCUACCCUCUCCAGCGAUGAGAUGAAACGGGCACUUUCCAGCGCGGUGGAUGGGCUCGCGGGGCUCUUCAAGGAGGCGGCAGGGGAGCGGGACGCGGAGUUGCUGAAUGCGUUUGGCCAACACAUCCCGGAGGAGUUUCGGCCGUAUUAUAUGCAUUUGGUUCGAAAGCGCCGCAGAACCUCUGAAUGA